Molecule: messenger RNA, 2496 nt
Organism: Alternaria rosae
Lineage: Eukaryota; Fungi; Ascomycota; Dothideomycetes; Pleosporales; Pleosporaceae
Product: histone acetyltransferases subunit 3-domain-containing protein
Exons: 2
Coding region: 273-2153 (626 amino acids)
Biological process (GO): regulation of transcription by RNA polymerase II
Cellular component (GO): SAGA complex
Molecular function (GO): transcription coactivator activity
Source: RefSeq, a predicted model, not a curated record
CGAUCGAUCUUAUCGCAGCGCAGAUGGGCUUUCGCGACUUGGCGCCGUCUUCAGGGUUAGCACGACCUUCCCCAGACACAUGCCAACAACAUGCAUGCGAUGCCACAACCGACGACGUCUGCUGCGAACCCCAUUGAUGCACGCCAUUCGCCCACAGAGAGCCCAUGAUAGCACGCCGGUAGCCCAGACUUCAGCCAUCACCUCGCGUCGACGCACGGCAGACGCGACUUCUUUCCCCGCAUACCCCAACAUCCCAUCGCGACACGUCCACUAUGGCGCCUCCAGGCCUGGGUAGCAAGGGAAAGGCGACCAAGCCAGGCUCCAAGCCCUCGCAGACACCGCGCAGCCGGAACACAACGCCGCUCCCCAAUGUGCGCGCCUCGGUCGAGCCUGCCGCUUCGUCAUCCUACUUUGGAAACCGCCUGAGCUCAUAUCUUAAGAAGUGCCCUACCACCGUCGAGGACAUACUGGACGGCGGCGCCAACGGAUCUUCAAUUCCAUCCGGCAAACAACUUGUGCUUAUGCGCGACAACAUCGAGAAGACAGUCCUGAAGAACGUCGAAUCACGCUGCGUGCAGUCGGAAGGUGCGCUCAGGGAACUCAUGAACAACAAGAAGAACCGCGCGCCGCGCGAUAGAGACAGGGAAAAGGACGGCGAGGAGCGCGAGCGCAAACACAAGCUCAAGAAGGUGAGCAAGAAGCACGACGAGGACGGAAAGCACCCGCCUGCGACCGGUGCCCACGGCCUGGCUAGGCAGGAUGGUGGUGACGCCAAAGACAACUCCUCCGCCAUCUCAUCGCCAAUAUCCCAAGCCCCGCCCUCUGCUGCCGGCGGCGGCCCAGCCGAUGCUCCCUCACCCAGCGGCUCCGAUGUCUCCCACCAACCCGCGCCCGCGCCUGCUGUACCGCAGUUCCAAACCUUUGGCCCGGACCCCGCCAAAUUCGAUGACCCCACCAUAUACCAUAUACGCGAAGUUACCCCGGGCAUGUCAAUCGAGGAAAGGAAGGAGAUCUACUGCGUCGCCGACUUUCCCAAGUCCAAUCUCCGCGACAGGAUAGCCGGGUCACCACCAGCAAAGGACUUCUCCAACGCCAAGCCCCCGUCACAGGUCAAUGCCACUGUCUUCGCAAACUACGUCGAACCAUACAUAAGACCACUGACCGAGGAAGAUGUCGCUUUCCUGAAAGAGCGAGGCGAUCGGACAGCGCCCUUUGUGCUUCCUAGGCGGGGCCCGCGGCAUUACAAAGAGAUAUGGGCUGAAGAGGAUGGCUCUAUGCACAUAGACUCCAACGACCAGCGACCGCCACCCAACGUCCCGCGCGGAGCAGCCGAAGACAUAACAGACGACGUACUUGAGACUGACCAGGUGUCUACCGGUCCCCUCCUGUCACGCCUUCUAGCCACAUUACGUCCCGAGGGCCGCGGCAAUCAGAACUCCCAACACGAGACGAAUGGAGUAAACGGAGACGCCAUGGACAUCGACGAAGGCGCAGGCGCACCAGCAGACACCACCAACAACAACUCCAUACCCGCUGCCGCUCAACUUCCCGAUGUUGUCCAACCGAGCUGGAAACCUCCGCCACAAACCAGUCGCACCGACUAUGUUGGCAUAGAAGAUCGCGUGCUCAUGGAGCUCAAGCACUUUGGUCUAAUCUCGGAAGCAGAUGCUGAAGCACAGUCGUAUGAUUCCCACUUUGACGACGAAGUAGCUCAACGGCUACGCUUCCUGCAAGAAGAACUUCGCAAACAGUCCAUCAUCAACGGCGCACGGAAACAACGCCUCCUCGAACUCACCGAAGAGCGCAUAGCCCAGCAAGAGUACAAUACUAUAGCUGACGAUCUCGACAAUCAGCUCAAUGCCGCAUAUCUCAAGCGCAACCGCAAUAUUGGCAAGGGCAAGAAACAAAACAAGCGGCCUGGUGGUGCAGGUGGUGGAAGUCAUCCUGUGGCCAACGCCGGCAUUUCGAGACCGGGCGUCGGCGAGCCAAUACGCACUCUCAUGGAAAGGAGACAGCAAUGGAUCAAUACUAUUGGACCUGUUGUAAACUAUGGCAAGACAGGGUUGCCAACCGAGACCAUAUUUGGGGAAGAGAAGAUGAAGGAAUUGGAAAACAGAGAGGUAGAAAUCUGGAAUACAGAGGCUGAAGAGUAGCUUUCUCGGCAAGGAUCGACCGUGGCGAAAUAGGUGUCCAGUGAGGAAGAGAGCGAAGAGGAGGUUUCUCGGUUGAAUGCGCAUUCCACGGUUGAGAACGAUCAUGUUGUCUGGUGGCGCAGAAUCGGCACGUUCUGGCGGAGAUUACUUGUAGCCAGUCUUUCGGCAUUGUUUUGUUCAUGCAUAACCGGGCACGUUAUGGCGUAAGGGUGUUUGGCAGAACCAUACUGGUGGUCUGGUGUUAUUGAUUAAACUUGCAUAAGGCUGCGCUGAAGCGUCAGGCGUUGACGGAUCGGCUGAUCUCUGAAAACCGCAGAGCCGCAAUAUUACAUUAUUCCCACGU